This is a messenger RNA of Chrysochloris asiatica (Cape golden mole), 1230 nucleotides long. RefSeq names its product tubulin beta chain-like. The transcript is spliced from 2 exons. NCBI's taxonomy places the organism in Eukaryota, Metazoa, Chordata, Mammalia, Afrosoricida, Chrysochloridae. Gene Ontology annotation, molecular function: GTP binding; GTPase activity; structural constituent of cytoskeleton. The coding region runs from base 1 to 1230 and encodes 409 amino acids. Gene Ontology annotation, biological process: microtubule cytoskeleton organization; mitotic cell cycle. The record is from RefSeq and is a predicted model, not a curated record. Gene Ontology annotation, cellular component: cytoplasm; microtubule.
AUGAGGGAAAUCGUUGACCUGCUGCUUGACCGCAUCUCCGUGUACCACAAUGAAGCCACGGGUGGCAAAUAUGUUCCUCGGGCUAUCUUGGUGGAUCUAGAACCUGGGACCAUGGACUCUGUUCGCUCAGGUCAUUUUGGCCAGAUCUUCAGACCAGACAACUUUGUUUUUGGUCAGUCUGGGGCAGGCAACAACUGGGCCAAGGGCCAUUAUACAGAGGGGGCUGAGCUGGUUGACUCCGUCUUGGAUGUUGUUCGGAAGGAAGCCGAGAGCUGUGAUUGCCUGCAGGGCUUCCAGCUGACCCAUUCACUUGGUGGGAGCACCGGCUCUGGAAUGGGCACCUUGCUCAUCAGCAAGAUCCAUGAAGAGUAUCCUGACCGCAUCAUGAACACCUUCAGUGUGGUGCCCUCACCCAAAGUAUCUGACACUGUGGUUGAGCCCUACAAUGCCACCUUCUCUGUCCACCAGUUGGUAGAGAACACUGACGAGACCUAUUGCAUUGAUAAUGAGGUCCUCUAUGAUAUCUGCUUCCGCACCCUCAAGCUGACCACACUAACCUACGGAGACCUGAACCAUCUUAUCUCAGCCACUAUAAGCGGUGUUACCACCUGCCUCCGCUUCCCUGGUCAGCUCAAUGCCGACCUCUGCAAACUAGCAGUCAACAUGGUGCCCUUCCCACGUCUCCACUUCUUCAUGCCUGGAUUUGCCCUGCUAACCAGCCGUGGGAGCCAGCAGUACCGGACUCUCACUGUGCCUGAGCUCACCCAACAGGUCUUCGAUGCCAAGAACAUGAUGGCUGCCUGUGAUCCCCGCCAUGGCCGGUACCUCACUGUGGCUGCCGUUUUCCGGGGGCGGAUGUCCAUGAAGGAGGUGGAUGAGCAGAUGCUCAACGUACAGAAUAAGAAUAGCAGCUACUUCGUGGAAUGGAUCCCCAACAACGUCAAGACAGCUGUCUGUGACAUCCCACCCCGUGGCCUCAAGAUGGCAGUCACUGUCAUUGGUAACAGCACUGCCAUCCAGGAGCUCUUCAAGCGCAUCUCAGAGCAGUUCACCACCAUGUUCCAUCGGAAGGCCUUCCUCCACUGGUACACAGGCGAGGGUAUGGACGAGAUGGAGUUCACCAAGGCUGAGAGCAACAUGAACAACCUCGUCUCUGAGUACCAGCAGUACCAGGAUGCCACCGCAGAAGAGGAGGAAGAUUUCGGUGAGGAGGCCAAAGAAGAGGCCUAA